Messenger RNA from Anopheles stephensi (Asian malaria mosquito), 5554 nucleotides. RefSeq names its product gamma-soluble NSF attachment protein (gene gammaSnap1). Gene Ontology annotation, biological process: intracellular protein transport. Gene Ontology annotation, molecular function: soluble NSF attachment protein activity; syntaxin binding. The transcript has 6 exons. Gene Ontology annotation, cellular component: vacuolar membrane; SNARE complex. NCBI's taxonomy places the organism in Eukaryota, Metazoa, Arthropoda, Insecta, Diptera, Culicidae. The coding region runs from base 577 to 1542 and encodes 321 amino acids. The record is from RefSeq and is a predicted model, not a curated record.
GAGAUCGAGAAGGUUUAGGGUGUUAAAAUUUCGAGAUUCAAUGAGCUAAAUUACAUCUGGCUGGAUAGCCAAUCCUCUCCUACCGAGCAGCUCUCAGCUGUUCUACACCGUUAUCCUGGCAUACGAGAGGAUUGGCGGCCCCAUUUUUGACACAAAGGAAACCAAAGGUGUGUGAGCUGUCAGUCAGCCAGUGUUGGGACGAGUGAAGAAAAAUUUUAUAUCAAUAAAUUCGAUUGCCCGUUGUUUUUUGCUGCUCCAUCGGUGGGACUUGCACGUCGCGAUCUCAGCUACAAUUGAAGGGGUGUUUCUUGGUGUGCAAAGUAAUCCCCUACCAGUCCGGGAUCGGUUUGGGGCUUUUGUUGCCCUGUGUCGCUCUACGUGUGCAGAAUCGCAUUUUCUCGUCCCCACUGUCCGGAAGUACCUAGAGCACACACACACACACACACGCACGCACGCAUACAAGGGGGUGGGUGGAUUCCGAAGAGAAAAACAAUACCAAAAGUAGCAGCAGCUGAAGUAAUCCUGUACAUUCUGGUGGUUCGCACCAUUAUCGUUCCCCCCCGUUCGAACCAAACAAUGUCGAGCAAAAUUGAGGAAGCACAGGAACAUAUCCGACAGGCGGAGAAAUGCUUGAAGACAUCGCUGUUGAAAUGGAGGCCAGAUUUCGAUAAUGCAGCUGAAGAGUAUAACAAAGCAGCCACCUGCUUCCGGAACGCAAAGUCAUUGGACCAGUGCCGUGACUGUCUGAUGAAAUCGUCCGACUGCCAUCGGCAGAACCGUGCCCUGUUUCACGCAGCCAAGUGUCUCGAUCAGGCCAUACUGAUUUGCAAGGAAAUGAACAAUCUCGGCGAUAUACGUAAGCUGGCGGAACGGUCGUGCAAUCUGUACCAGCAGCACGGUUCACCCGAGUCGGGCGCGACCGUGCUGGACAAGGCGGCAAAGAUACUGGAACAGACGCACCCGGAAGAUGCACUGCAGCUGUACAAGCAGGCGGUGGAUGUUGUUACGAUUGAAGAUUCGACCCGCCAGGGUGCAGAGUACGCUAGCAAAGUGGCCCGCAUUAUGGUGAAGCUCGGUAUGUACGAUCAGGCAGCGGACGCAAUCCGGCGCGAGAUCGGACUGCAUCAGCAGGUCGGUUCGGAAGGUGCAAUCGGGAGGCUAGCGGUGGCCCUGGUGCUGGUACAGCUUGCCCGCGGUGACUACGUGGCCGCGGAGAAAGCGUUCAAGGAGUGGGGCAACUGUUGCGAUGCUGCCGAAGUGCAAACGCUGGAAUCGUUGCUGCAGGCAUACGACGACGAGGAUCCGGAGCUGGCACAGCGAGCACUCUCGUCACCGUUCAUCCGGCACAUGGACGUGGAGUAUGCCCGGUUGGCGCGCGAUCUACCCCUGCCGAAGGGUGUUUCGAUCGCACCGAAAGCGAACGUCAUCGAAAAUGCGGCCGCCUCCUACGUGUCCCCCAACAGUGGGGCUGCGGGUGAUGCCGCGGCAAAACCAUCCGGUCCGGGUGCUGGAAACGAUGAUGACGAGGGUGGCCUGUGUUAGUGUGGGGUGCCCAUUGCUACCACAACCCGUUACCACCUGUCCAGCCGGCGCGCGGUGUUGUCCCGUGUAAGCGUUAAAAGUUGUGUGAUACUAUUGCUUUUAUUACUAUUAUCAUUAUGAUUACUCAUUUACGAGUUACAGUGAGCCCGCGGUGCGGUUAGAAGUGCGAUUGCGAUCCUUGGCGCUCUCCCCACCCCCACCUCCCCCGCCCUCCAAGUAUUCUAAAAUCACAAAAACCACUAAGUCACAAAUCGAUUUGAGGCGGCAAAAAUGUUAACGUAUGAAUUAGCAUAUAUGGUUACGAGAAAUGGUUGCAAAAAACAAAAAAAGAACAAACACAAGAUCGGAUGUUGUGCAUUUUACUUCUCCUCAAUGUCUUCUAGUCUAUCCUAUAACGUCCUUGUGUGUGUUUGUGUGCGAGUGGAAACAAUCUGUAUGUAAUUCUAAAACCGUGCUCCACGUAACACUCUGACGAGCGGCAGGGUACGAGUUUCCGUGAAAACAAUCACUCUCUGAAACCCUAUAUUUCGAAACUUAAAUUAUUCUUUAAUUUACGGUUAGGUCUCCGCUUGGUUUAUCCAUACUCUCUUACUGUUGACGAUAGUAUGUAGUUCCGAACAAAACAAAAAGAAAAAGAAAAAUGGCAGCAGCAGCAGUAAAUUACUAUAUAAAACACUACUUAACAACAAUUAUAAAACAAAGCAAAAAAAAAAAAUUACGACGAAAAAAAUACAACAACAACAAUACAAUGUUACGAACACAACUUUCCAAAUCUAUCUCUCCCAUUUUCAUUAGCUAUCUAUGUCAGUAAGUAAUGCUUGGGCGCGCGCAAUUCGGACGAUUUGUUGAAGGCGCAAUUUACCGCAAAGCGAUUUUGUGUGGCCCCCUUCGUGUGUCUAACCACGUGUUGGAGUAACACGGUGCGAGCGAGGUAGAAAUUGCACUGGACAAAGAAGUUUAAACCGCGAUGAAGUAACCACAUUCCAACCACAGGAAAACAUGCUGGCUGCACGUAGUUGGUGAUCGCACGAGGGUACCCCUACACCAUGGCAAACCAAAGAAUGCACCACAUAGAAUCGGGCUGCUAAGUACUCGAAAGGUUUUUGGUAGAAAUUCUACAGCGCGUUAGGCGAAUUUUGGCUGGUCGUUCGGUUUUCAUUCUCCUGACAUGACUAGCACACUCAGGCUGGCCUAGUGAGUCUUAUUCGGUGCAUAAUAUUGUGGUACAAAUUUAUAGGUAACUGAAGGCGGUUAGGAGGAAUUUGUUGACAUGAAAAAGGAGUCCAUGCUUCAGAGGCGUCGAAGGCAGUCGAAGACAUACAACCCGUCUAUUGUUUCCAGUCUUCUUCUCUCUUCUUGGUCUAACGAUCUCUCUUAGGUCAUGCCCGCCAUUUGAUGCCACGCAGUUGGAUAGUCCGUACCCACCUACUGGGAAACGGUCCGAAUGGAAUUUGAGCUCUAGCACUGGGGCGGCCCAGUUUCCAGUAUUUGGCUUAAAAAACAAGAACCAAAAGUACAUUAGAGGCCAACCGUCCUCUCCGUAGAAGAACGUUCUCUUGAUCUAAAUUUUUUACCAAUUCGCUCUUGCAGUGUCAGGAUCUGAUUUGACUUUUAGAAGAUGUCUUCUAAAGCCUUCAUCUUCUACUACUCUGCUUCGUUGAGGAAGAUCCUUACUGAUAGCUGUAGGGUCUUGUUCCUCACCACCCUAGGUAGUCCGCUUGCUACUAGCAACAUUACUAUGCUUCUCAUGCAGAAUUUGCCACACAUUUGCCAGGGUCAUAAGCAAUUUUACCAACCGAUUCUAUGUGGUACUUUUCUUAAAACUAAAAUCAAGCAUUAACAACACAACACAUAAUCUACAGUGCGUGCAGAGAGGCACAACUCCAGUUUUUUGCCAGUAGAAAGCCUACACAACAAAACAAUGCAAAACCAAACUUUGUGUGUGUGUGGGCUAAUACAUAUAUAAAUUAUCAAAGCAAAAGAGCAAGAAAUUAAAACACACACACAUACAGUAGACAAAAAAGGAUAAAAAGCUUAACAAAACACAAGGCAAGAGCGUGCGUUUCCUUCUUCCCAUCCAACGGAGCCUGGUGUAGUGUACCUAUCUACCGGCCUGCUUCAUUAAAUGAGGUUUACAUCAAUUAUAUUAACUACUAGAUAGAGCAAUUGAUGGACGACGAUGUUGACACUGACGGAUCCGACUACCACCCCUCCCAAAAUGUGUGUGUGUGUGGCUGUUAUCUUGCUGUAGAGAUGAAAUGUAGUGAGAUGAAACAAAUCCCACAAGGCAAAACACUACAAAGAAAGAGAAAGAGAGGGAGAGAAAGAGAGACAGAACUAUGUUUUUAAUCGAUCGAUAUCGUUCCUUCGUUCGGGGAUUAUAUUAACUCGUCUUAGUAGGCCGUUACCGCGAUGGACAAAAAGAAGAGAAACGAAAAGAAAAGUUAAAACAAACACAAACAAAACACUGGGCUAGUGAAAAACAAGAGGAAAAGCAAGAUGAAAAGAUAUAAGAAUCACAAAACGUUCGUACAAGCACAACACGCAAAGAAGGCAACAAAAGAGUGUUAAGUAGCGAAAGAGGAAAAUAGUAAUAUCGAAAGACGUUCUGCAAUGAAAAGAGUAGAUCAAGCUACUGUUCUAGUGUGUGUUAUGGACUGUUGGCAUUUUUGCAGCGCUGCGAGUCAUAUAAUGGAACUUUUACAAUUAAGUUGUGAAUUUUUGCAAUUAGCUGUGGAUUAAGGACUCUCCAGGCAGGACCGCGGUUCAAAUCCCAUCCGGACCCGCGACCCCAACUACGAGGUAAGCCAAAAAUGGCAGGUAUGAUCUUAAGAGUUCGUUUGGCCAAGAAGUGUGAGAGAGAGAGAGAGAGAGAGAGAGAGAGAGAGCUUUCAAGCUCCUACAACCGACAGCAACAUUCCAUUGUAUGAUUGCAACUUGCCACAGCGGGCCUGCAAUGGUCCACUAUCCAGAGUUGAAACAUUUCAUCGGGUGAUUUAAAACUUUUCCCCUUCGAUGAUUCGUAACCCUGUAUCGUUUUAAACGAUUUUAGAUUUUUAUUUUGUUUUGUUAACGCUUGCUAUACUGUCAUAUUGUAUUAGACACAUGUUUAAGUCCUUUUGUUGUUGAUUUGUUUUUUUGUUGUUUUUAAAAUUGAAAUUAUAAUUCACUUCCGGCUUAGGUUACAUCACUACAUCAGUAUUGCGCUCUGGUGUGUGUGUGUGUGAGGUGUUAAUCAAACGAAUGACGAUAAUAAUUUAAAAAAAAAACAAAGGGAAAAUACAGAAAUGGAGAAAAUAAAAAAAACAGAGACGAUUGCAGCGUUAAACAACGAUAAUCAGACACUGAUGAGGAUGAGAGAAUGAUGAAUGCGUCCUUUUGCACCGCUAACCAUUGUAAACUGUAAAAUGAUUCAACUUUGCUAGAACGUUGCCGCUGUAGCUCAAGCAACGUUUUCUUUUUCUCUCGUUAUGCAUUGGCACGAUUGUCAGCUUAUCGAUGCGUUGUAAAAAUUAGAGGAAAAAAAAACCAAAAAAACACAACCCACAAAACUUAUAUCAAAAGCAGCAGUAAAGCACACUCGCCCAGCAAUGGUGGCGGGCUUGGGAGUUCAAUUGAACCGAUUAUCAUCCGACUUGACGCCGUACACAAAUCCCACUGCUUUCGUCGGGUCGGAAGGGCUGAGUAGUGGGAGAAUUUUAUUCCUAAAUUUGCUAACAAAAAAGUCAAGCGAGAAGCGAUGCGAUUGAUUGUAAAGAAUGGCUACAGCAAACCUAAAAGCAGUACGGACACACGCAUCGAUUGAGGCAUUCAAGCAGUGGAGUGAAUUUGGUUUUGGUGGAGGAGGGAGCACAGUGGCAAAUGGAGGAAAAAAAAGUAGCAAACAAGAGGCAAACCCCAAAAACCCACGUUUAAUCAUACCCCCUUUUAGUGUGUAAGAAGAUAGAAACAAUCCGCUCACCCUUCCUGGGUCAAAUCGAAUGAAUAAAAGGCAAAACCAUUAUGCGCGUAA